This is a messenger RNA of Eublepharis macularius, 4302 nucleotides long. RefSeq names its product LYR motif containing 7 (gene LYRM7). The coding region runs from base 69 to 380 and encodes 103 amino acids. Gene Ontology annotation, biological process: mitochondrial respiratory chain complex III assembly. The transcript has 5 exons. NCBI's taxonomy places the organism in Eukaryota, Metazoa, Chordata, Lepidosauria, Squamata, Eublepharidae. The record is from RefSeq and is a predicted model, not a curated record.
UGCGCAGUGGGCGUGGUCUCGCCUCUCGCGGCUCAACUGCGCUUGUUUCCAAGGGAGUUGCUGAGGCCAUGGGACGUCGGGAGGUCCUGAAGCUUUUCAGAUCAUUGCACAGGACAAGACAAAAUGUUUUCAAAAAUGAUCAAAGAGCCCUAGAAGCUGCAAGACUUAAGAUAAAUGAAGAAUUCAAAAGUAAUAAAGAUGAGACUUCUUCUGAAAAAAUAGCUGAGCUUAUGAAAAUAGGUUCAGAUGUAGACGCUAUACUCAGAACUUCUGUCAUUCAGGGUGUUCAUACAGACUCCAACAACUUGUUGCUGAUACCAAGAAAAGAGCUGCUACUAGACAAUAUUCCAUUCUGCGACACACCAACACAAAAGUCAUGAAUUUGAUGGAAUUCAGUUCAUUAACAUCAUGUGAUUUUAUUUCUUGUAAAGACCUGUUUCCUGUAACAUCACUAAACAAAAUCAUUUAAAACAUUUUUUUUUGCAUUUGUGAUUAGGCUAAAUGCAGAAAAUAUUGAAUAUUAUUGAUGGGCACAAGAAAGCUAUUCUGGUUUAUUCUUCUCUGGAUGGAUUUUGGAGAAUGCUUUUUGAACUAGUCAAAAAAUUAUGAAGCUGUUUAAUAACAUUAAUUUAUUGAUAUGAAAAAAUUGCUUUUGCACAUGCAGUACAAAUCUGCAGUGUUGAUUCCCCCUGCCUUCCAAAACUGUAGGCCUCUAUUGAGAAUAUUUACUUCAGAAUGUAAAGUUUAUAUUUGGGGGGGGUUUGAAUGUUAUAACUGAGAGCUAAACUACACAAGACACCUGGCACGUGUUCUUCACAUGUCAGGUUCCUGCAAGUUUACCUGGGAAGUGUGGUCAGGCCCCACCCCCGAGCUCCUGGAGGAAAACCUGAGUGGAGCGCAUUUUUGCAAGAGACACUCUGUGUUGCAAGGGACAUUAUGUCUCUUGCAAAAAUACGCUCUGCUGAGAUUUUCCUCUGGAGCUCGGGAGUGGGAUGGGGGCACGUUAGAGCAGCAGCAGCAGCAAGGCCAGAAGGAUGGGAGGGAAAGGGUCAGUGAGGGGAGCCUGAAGAGAGCCAAGCCCAAAGCUGACAGGUGGCUAACAGCAGCAGAAGGAGCUGCUGAGGCUGCUGCCACCGCUGCCGUAGCUACUGAACUCAACCAUCCCUUUCCACAGAGCUCCAACAGAGGUUGGAAUUCUGGGAAGCAGCAGCACCUCAUUGCCUAGUACAUUGAGUACAAAUAAAACAAAACAUGUUGUAAAAUAGUAAAUGUGUAACCAGUUUGCAUUCUUUCACUCCAGCUACAAAAUUUGGGCCCAUACUUUUGCCGGGAAGGAGAGGGAAAUGUGAGGAUUCUGCGAUUCAUGAAAUUUCCCUGGCUGCAAAUGCAUGCAAUUCCCUGGGGUAGGGGCUUGAGUUCAGCUUGUCUCCAGGAAGGCAAAAGGCUCGUUCCUGCAGUGCUUUGCAGGCUCCUCUCAGGGAGCAACCCACUUUCAAAGAACUGCUGUGGAGCACCGUGCUUUGCCAUUGCCACCGUCAUGUUGAAAUCAAGCUGAAAAGGCAGGCAAGGAUCGGCGCGCUUGGUGAUAACUGCAGCUUGCCCCAUCAAAGAUUGGCCAGCUAAAGGGCCCUGCUGGCAAAGAGCUGCACCUGGUCCUUGCCUGACACCCAGCCUUGUCUGGCUUCCUUUGCCCCCUCCCACCUGCAGCCCAGCCCACCCGACGGGGGGGUCUUUGAUUCUGGGUGCCCCCUGCCCUCCUGACAGCGCAGUGGCUUCAAUUAUGCCCUGAAAGACAGCCAGGCCUCUACUCUCUACUCUCAACAAAAGCUUAAGUUACAGGAAAAGGGGUGAGCGAGCGAAGGAAAGAAGUGUGGCGAGAAAGAGAGAGGCCGGGGGGCAGGUGGAGACUGGGAAGAAAACCCCGUGGGGAGGGGGAGAAGGGCAGCAAGAAAGCAGGCAGAAGGGGAGCUAUGUAGGAAGGGAUGGUUGAGUUUAGCAGCGGCAGCAGCCUCAGUAAUUCCUUCUGCCGCUCUAGCCACGUUCACCUUUGGGCUUGGUUCUCUUUGGGCUCCUCUCGCUGACUCUCCCUUCUGGCCCUGCUGCUGCUGCUCUAUCCCUGAGCUCCCAGAGGAAAACCCGAGCCGAGUGGAUUUUUUUCCGGGAGCUUGGGGGUGGGGCCUCAUUACACUUCCCAGGUAAACUUGCAGGAACCCAACACUUGAAGAACAUGUGCCGAGUGUCUCGUGUAAUUUAGCUCAAGAGUUUAAGAUACUGGGGAAAGAUGGCUCAAAAAUCCUGAGAUUGUUUGAUUAAUAUCAGGUUUAUGAAGAUUGUUUUAAACAUCUAUGUUUAAGAAAAGGAUUGUUGUUACUGUUGUCAAAAGUAAAUAAGACAGCUUUUUUUCUCUCCCCCCAACAUCUUUGAAGCUAAAUUUCAGGAAAGAACUAUAUAUUAAAUGCAAUUCCAUGAUCCUUCUUUAAGACUUUUUCUUCUUGUAGAGUGUAGCUGCUGAAGAUGUUGUAUGAAUCAGAAGAUUGAUCUUCACCCAAAAACUAUUUUUAAUGGGGAAAAUAUACAAAUGAUCAUAUAUUUUCCUUUUAGGACAAAAAACAGCCAGGGAGAGGGAUGAAUUUCAGUGAGAACAAAUCAAUGUAAGGAGAAAGCACGUCCCACCCCCCAACCUUAUAUCAGUCUUUUCAUUCAAACUGUAGUCUCAGCAGGUAAACUCACGAAAUUGCCUUGUAUUGAGUCAGACUGUUGAUCUGUCAAACUUGUCUCUCCAAGAUCAUCAAUUUAACUGGAGGUGUCACAGAUUGAACCUGGGACUGCAGCAUGCCAAGCCGAUGUUCUUACCCCUGAACUGCUGCCCCAUCUCAUUUAAGAAAAGAACUUCAGGACUACCUGUAAUAUGUGAUACUGUUCUUAGGCUUUUUAGAUGAUCAUUUUUCUUUAGCUAUAGCAGCAGCCAUAACUGUGACAACUGUACAGACCUAAUGAAUAGGAACAAAGGACUCACAAAGCAGCGAGAAAACCCCUUUCUCCUAAUAUUCCUCAAUGAAUUUGUGGAAUUGACAUGACCUGAUCUCAUUAAAUAUAGGGUCUAUUCAAUGUUAUUCCUAAGAACAUUUUUAAACAUAACAUUUUUAGAAUACGGUAUUCGUAAAAUACAAGAGCACAAAAGUCACAUGUUCCAUGCAAGAAAUAGAUGUUUUUAAAUCACAUUAUUUAAAAUGGCAGGACACUGCAAGUAGCCCUGAGCUAAUUUCCCUUUUUAAAAGGCUUUAUGAUGCGUAAUGUAUACAGAUCCAUAUUUAUGAUUACAGCCUUCCAAAAGGACAGUGGCCAAAGCACAGGAAAAGGAAAACUUACAAUGAAUCCAACCUAACACAAUUUAGAAUCAAUUUGAAGGCAUGUUCUGUAGUGGGGAUGGCAAAAAAAAUUACACGUUUCCACCAUCAUUGCAUCAGUUCACUCUCAUCUUGUUGAGCUAUUUACAGUUAAAUCGUAAGCAGAAUACUCCAGUCUAAGCCCAUUGAAAUCCAUGGGCUGAGAACGGAGUAAGUCUGCUUAGGAUUUCACUGUUAGACUUGUAGGAAGGUUGAUACAUCUAGGCCACUCCAUGGUGGUGAGACUAAAAUUCUCGUGAUGGUUUUGUGGCAUUUGCAGUAUUUUCUAGAUAAAGUAUCCACACCAGUGCAGGCCCCCAUUUUAUUCUGUCAGGUUUUAUUGGACUAAUUUCACUUGCUGAUAGGAUUUGCAGUUUGGAUUCAGACAAAAUAAUGCCACAUUCAGAAUGCUUGGGAAUAAUUUCUGAAUCCAAAUUUUAUAGUUCCAAAUAUACAAAAUAAUUUCUAAUAUUUGGAGUCUCAUUAACUCCUAUGAGGAGCAAGCUUGGCUGUUUACAAGAUAAGGAAAGUGAAACCUAUUUCUCUGACAGCCUGGCCUGGUUGCUUGAGAAAGGCUGACCCUGGCAUCUUGGCAUCAAGGGUGGUGGGAGCAGCGGCCUUAGUGUCCCCUGAUUGAUGUUGCCAGGGUCUUGCCAAGGGGCGGUGGUGAUGGAAUGAGAACAGAACCUCUGAGUGAUGACUGUCAGCAUUUAUGAAAUCUUGAAGCAGGCACAGAUACCAGAAAAUAUUUUUACAUUGGGUCUUUCUUACUGAAAGAUGAGUAUAACUGCUUACAUAAGUUCCUUGAUGAUUUGCUCUGCAUUCUGUAACAGUCUUUUCCCACAUUUGAUUCCCUCUCUACCCCUCAGUGUAUACUGGGAAUAAAAUAGAUCUACUAGAUUGUAGAUUAAUACAA